Molecule: messenger RNA, 1890 nt
Organism: Suillus subalutaceus
Lineage: Eukaryota; Fungi; Basidiomycota; Agaricomycetes; Boletales; Suillaceae
Product: aspartic peptidase domain-containing protein
Exons: 9
Coding region: 1-1413 (470 amino acids)
Biological process (GO): proteolysis
Molecular function (GO): aspartic-type endopeptidase activity
Source: RefSeq, a predicted model, not a curated record
AUGUUUGCUUCAGUUAGCCUCACGACCCUUUUGUUCCUUCUGCUAUCCCAGGAUGCAUCGGGAGCACCAACAACAUCAACGGCUGUCGUAGGGCGGAGCAUGCCUAUCCGCAGGCUUAACCCUUCUUCACAGAACUUCACACUGGUGGCUCAGCAAGCAAAAGACCAAAGAGAUGUGCUUGUUGUGAAGUAUAGUGGCCAGUCGCUUCAGCAGAGGGGUACUGGGUAUAACCUGUGUGUAAAAUCUUUCAUGUCCCAAGUCUACUACGGAACCAUAGCAAUUGGGACGCCGCCAGUGUCCUAUGAUGUGAUUCUCGACACCGGUUCGUCCGAUCUCUGGCUGACUAGCUCUACUUGCGGAGCAGGCUGCGGAACUAGCCCUACGUAUGAUCCUGCGAAAUCGUCUACUUUCCAAAAUCUCUCGACACCAUUUGAGAUUCAAUAUGGCUCUGGCGCAGUGGCUGGUUAUGUUGCUGAGGAAACUGUUCAGAUGGCUGGUUUCUCGGUGGCAAAACAAGGCUUUGGCGUUGUCAAUGCUCUUUCGUCAGCCUUCAACACGAACCCUGUAUCAGGAAUAAUGGGUCUUGCCUGGAGUACACUUUCUUCCACGCAACAGACGCCCUUCUGGCAAACUCUAGCUAGCGGUGGAAGUUGGGAUUCUGCGUUAUUCGGGGUACAGCUCACACGCUAUGGCAAUGUGUCUGGUGCAGCUCAAAACGAGCCAGGAGGAGUUAUUGACAUGGGUUACACCAACAGCAGUCUCUACACGGGAUCAAUUGAAUACCAUAACCUUGUCGGAACACCGCAAUACUGGGAGAUUAACAUGAACACAUUGACUGUACAGGGAAAGUCCAUUGAUAUCGCAGGGAUCUCGACUGCUAUCAUCGACACUGGAACCACCAACAUUGCAGGCCCCGCCAGUGCUAUUGCGAGUAUCUACGCACAGAUCCCUGGAUCACAAGCAGGAACGGGCCAAUUGGAAGGAUAUUACACUUAUCCCUGCAGUACGACGGUGAAUGUACAGUUCAAUUUUGGUGGCAACGAUUGGUCAAUGAGCUCCGCGGACUUCACGCACUCCCAGGCCAGCACCACGGAGUGCCUUGGGGCUUUCUUCGUAUCCUCAAUCGGCCAAGGAGGCCCUUCAUGGAUUAUUGGCGACGCAUUCCUUAAAAACGUUUACUCUGUCUUCAAGUACAGUCCCGCCUCUGUUGGUUUUGCUGCGCUGUCAGAGACUGCUAUCGCUCAGGAUGGUAUCAAAGGUGCUGUACCAUCCCCGACAAUCGGCGCUGUGACGGUUGCCACAAACACUGGUGCUGCGUCAAGUACUGUGUCAGGAGCCGUGCCAAGUGGUUCUUUGAGUAUAUUGCUAUGUUUCUGGCUAGCCUCUGCAUCGAUAGCUUUUUUGUCCUGGUGAUUUUGUUGAUACGGACAUCUGACAUAAUUACAGGUUGUGUUAAUACGGACAUUUUACAUGAUUAUCCAUUCGUUGCAAGAGAACUUAUGCUGGAGUCAUACUGACCAGAUCAACGCGAGUGCCGUGAACCUUACUGGCACGCUUGCCGCCGCCGCCGCAUCUGGUGACAGCAUGCCCGCCUCUGGCGACUCCCAGGUCGAUAAACCAUUGCCAUAUUCGAUCACUCUUACCGGGUGCAAGCUCCGCGAUUGGUAGCUCGCCUUAGACGACCAUUCGGCGCGUUUUUAGAAGAUAAUCGGAAUCGCUUCGGAUCAUGAUGAUAUCAUUGCCCAAGUCAAGGACAGGGCUUUUGUUCCCCAAAGGACAAUAAACAAGGACAAAAAAAGGCUUUUGUUCACGACAUGAUGGACGUCAUGACCCUAGAGACAUUGUAGUAUGCAUUUCAACUUUUCAAGAAUAAUGAAUGUUAAUGAGUCA